AUGGACGGACUGUUUACCCUGCUCAGCUUGAGCAUUGUCAUGGCUGUCGCUUCAUUCCUUGCUGGCAUCCUCCCUUUGUCACUGUCACUGUCGACCGCGCAAUUGCGUCUAAUAUCUACAAUUGGAAUGGGCGUGCUGGUUGGCACUUCUCUGGUCGUCAUCAUUCCGGAAGGGGUAGAGACACUAUAUAGCGCUUCUGGAGUCGGCCACCCACAUAGCCAUGCGAAGAGAUAUGUCAUUUCGCGCGAAGCGGACGUACGAUGGCCGAAUUACUUUACACCAGAAGACCUACAUACUGUCGUCGCACGGGCGAAUGGGGACAAUUCCAACGCUUUCAAUGUACCCGGCCCUGUCAUCCCCUCAGGCAUGGAUCCCCCACCGCGAACUCCUACGAAACCUGGGGUGGUUGGCAUAAUGGACGCGGGGGAUGAGAGUGACAAGGCACGGGAGAAGACACCUGUCAAAACGAAAGAAGAUCACGACGAAUCUGAACACGCGUGGAUUGGCGUGGCUUUGCUGGCGGGUUUUAUGCUCAUGUAUUUGAUCGACAAGGUGCCGCAAUACACCAGACCGUCAAAGCCAAGAACGAGGACUCACCACAUUGCCUUGAACAAUCUUGGCCGCCGCUUCAACUUAACCACGUCCCUGGACCGAGACGACGAGGCGGACACUUUCUUGGACUCCCCGGAAGGGACACGCCUGCGGAAUCGGAGCUUUGCGACCACCAUCGGGCUGGUCAUUCACGCAGCUGCUGAUGGAAUCGCCCUGGGAGCCUCGUCCACGGCUACCAAUACCGGAUUGAGUUUUGUGAUUUUCUUUGCUAUCAUGAUCCAUAAGGCGCCUGCGGCUUUUGGCCUGACCUCCGUCUUGAUCAAGCAAGGACUAUCUAAACGAGCGGCCCGGGGCCAUCUGGUCCUUUUCAGUCUGGCUGCACCCGCAGGUGCUCUUCUUACCUGGCUACUGGCCCAUGUUCUGGGUGGCGGACGCAGUCACAGUGCGGAGAAGACUACGUGGUGGACUGGGAUGCUUCUGUUGUUCUCGGCCGGGACAUUUCUCUACGUUGCUAUGCAUUCUAUGCAAGACACAGCAAAUUCUCACCUGGAGCCCAUCAACGGACAGUCCAAUGGCUAUGUGGAUGGACGCGAUGUGCAAGCAAAUGAGCCUAAAGCCUCUUGGAAGGAUCUUGGAGCGGCAUGCUUUGGAAUGAUUUUGCCGUUGUUCCUGCAGGUUGGACAUGCACAUUGA
Messenger RNA from Capronia coronata CBS 617.96, 1245 nucleotides. RefSeq lists its product as uncharacterized. The record is from RefSeq and is a predicted model, not a curated record. Gene Ontology annotation, biological process: transmembrane transport; zinc ion transport. Gene Ontology annotation, molecular function: metal ion transmembrane transporter activity. Gene Ontology annotation, cellular component: membrane. The transcript has a single exon. Bases 1 to 1245 code for a protein of 414 amino acids. Lineage: Eukaryota; Fungi; Ascomycota; Eurotiomycetes; Chaetothyriales; Herpotrichiellaceae.